GCUGGCCCCAGGGGUCUGCAAUGAAACCGCACUUGAAGCAAUGGCGACAACGAAUACUCUUUGGAAUAUUUGUUUGGGGGCUCCUCUUUUUGGCGAUUUUCAUCUACUUCACCAACAGCAACCCUGCUGCGCCUGUGCCCAGCUCCUUCUCCUUCCUGGAGAACCGCGGCCUCCUGCCUGUGCAGGGCAAGCAGCGGGCCAUCAUGGGCGCUUUGCAGGAGCCCUCCUUGCCCAGGAGUUUGGAAGCAAGCAAAGCGCUGCUGGGCAGCCACCCUGCCAGCCCCUUCCACAGCGGGCCUGGGGACCCACAGAAAUGGGACCAGAUGGAAGAGGGCUUUGACAAUGGGGAAGAGUUUUUUUCAUCCCAGAUUGGGAGGAAAUCGCAAAGUGCUUUCUACCCGGAGGAAGACGGCUACUUUUUUGCUGCUGGUCAGCCAGGGUGGCACCGCCACACGCAGGACACCCUGGGGCUGCCCUCCCCGGGGGAACCGUCGCGGCGGGCCGGACCCGCCCAGCACAAGCGGGAAAAGCUUCACCGUGCAAGACGGAGCCGCGUGCCUGAGGAGGUCUACGACGGCGACAUGCUGUCGGCUUCCAUGUCCAGAGCCUUCCUGUACCGGCUUUGGAAAGGGACCGUGUCCUCCAAGAUGCUGAACCCGCGUCUGCAGAAGGCCAUGCGCUACUACAUGUCCUUCAAUAAGCACGGCGUGCGCUUCCGCGGGCGGCGCGAAGCCAGGCGAUCCGGGCCGGAGCUGUUGUGCGAGCUGCGAAGGCGCGUGCGCGUGCGCACGCUGGACGGCAAAGAGCCCCCCUUCUCGGCGCUGGGCUGGCGGCCGCUGGUACCCGGGGUGCCGCUGAGCCAGCUCCACCCGCGCGGCCUACGCAGCUGUGCAGUGGUCAUGUCCGCUGGUGCCAUCCUGAACUCCUCCUUGGGGGAGGAAAUCGAUUCUCAUGAUGCAGUUUUGAGAUUUAAUUCUGCCCCUACACGUGGCUUUGAGAAAGAUGUCGGAAAUAAAACCACAGUACGCAUCAUUAACUCCCAGAUUCUAGCCAACCCCAGCCAUCACUUCAUUGACAGCUCUUUAUAUAAAGAUGUUAUCCUGGUGGCCUGGGACCCAGCUCCUUAUUCUGCUAACCUUAACCUGUGGUAUAAGAAGCCAGAUUACAACCUUUUUACUCCAUAUAUCCAGCAUCGCCGGAGACAUCCAACUCAGCCAUUUUACAUUCUUCACCCCAAAUUCAUAUGGCAGCUUUGGGACAUUAUCCAGGAGAACACAAGGGAGAAAAUCCAGCCCAACCCACCAUCUUCUGGGUUCAUUGGAAUCCUCAUCAUGAUGUCCAUGUGCAGAGAGGUACACGUGUAUGAGUACAUCCCAUCUGUCCGGCAGACAGAGCUUUGCCACUACCACGAGCUGUACUACGACGCAGCAUGUACCCUGGGGGCAUACCAUCCGCUGCUUUAUGAAAAACUCCUGGUGCAACGCCUGAACAUGGGCACCCAAGCAGAUUUGCAUCACAAGGGCAAGGUGGUACUGCCAGGCUUCCGGGCCCUGCGUUGCCCGGUAACCAGCCCCAACAAUACAUACUCUUAAAAUGGAACUCUUGGGAACUGAUGUGCAAUAAGGUACUACUGUUGUCCUCAAAGUCACAAAAGAAUACUUGAAGAUAGAUUUAGGCAAUGUGUUGUCUUUAACUGUAACUUAGUGGCCAUGAGAAUUCUUUCUAGUCUAAGCCAUUGGGUAACUACUAUUGCUAUGAAUAUAGAAAUGGAACUUUUAAAACUACCCAAGAAAGAAGCAAAAGCAGGAUAUAUAGAAAGAAAACAGAUGUGUACCCAUGGGCAUGAUACCUCUAAACAUGUUAACCUCUACAGCAGGGACACUCUUUAUCACAGUUGGUUCUAGCCACAAGUUAGGAUGAUACUACUGAUAAUACUGUUUCCAUCUAGGAAUAUUCAAAUUGAGGUCUGUAGCUAGCAUGUCACUUGUACAUGCAUUCCUCGUUAAGCAGCCAGCCUGGAUUUCUGUGAUGAAUGUCUGAAUUCUUACUCAGAUGUGAUAUCUUCCGUAUAUCUUGUCAGGCACGUGAUUUUCAACCACAGCUUUGAAGCUCCGCCUCCCAGUGCUCUCUGGGUGUUAUGACUGAGAACCAGGCCACACGUAGAAAAAUACAAUUCAUCCAUCCCAAGAAGCUGAGCCAAACCCUGCUGUCAGCAGAGACCAGCUCCUUUGUCUCCCUGCAGCAUCCAGUACCUGGCCAGGAACACUUGGCACACACACAGGCCUGCAAGGUCAUGACUGGUCGGGUGUCCCUGCCCUGGCUAUUCCACUUUAUGCUCCUGGCCUGCAAAGGCACCUUGUAGCUCUUACAUAGCCAGUAACACACAGGGCAAUUGCUGCGUCUCUGCAGGUCAGCCAGGGGACACCCUCGUUCCUUCCAAACUACGAAGAGUGGAUUUGGAGUGCCCACUCGGAGCUGCAGGGGAUGCAUGCCUGUCAGUGCUGUAUGCAAUUCCUGCAGGCUUUUCUCAGCUAUUAUAAACUUGACCCUCCUGUCCUCUGAAUGUUCCCCAGUUCUACUGACAAACGGCUAGGAAUCCGACUUUGUUUUCAUGGGCAUGUUUUAUGUUAACAGUGUGGUAGAGCCGCAGAAUGGUUUUUAACAAGGUGAAUAUAUGUGUGGCAGAUGCACAGGCAGGAGAAAGUGUUCUUCCCAGCGUGUGGCUGUACUCAGAUUUUUAACCUAAGCGUCUGUCACCAACACAUCCUUUUGUGUGGGUUUUUUUGUUUGUUUUUCAAUGGAGAUAGCGGAAGAGACGCCUUUUAGAAUUCUGUAAUUAAACAGGCUGUUGUUUCAAUAUCAAAUCAAAGCAACUCUCAGUGGUGCAGUUAAGACUUCUUGGCAGUGACAAUGGCAGCUUAAUUAAAUGCAAACCCCCUUGCAAAAUGUGUGGCUCCCAGAGUU
Peromyscus eremicus (cactus mouse) is the source of this 2964-nucleotide messenger RNA. RefSeq names its product ST6 beta-galactoside alpha-2,6-sialyltransferase 2 (gene St6gal2). Gene Ontology annotation, molecular function: sialyltransferase activity. The record is from RefSeq and is a predicted model, not a curated record. Lineage: Eukaryota; Metazoa; Chordata; Mammalia; Rodentia; Cricetidae. The transcript is spliced from 5 exons. The coding region runs from base 21 to 1592 and encodes 523 amino acids.